Molecule: messenger RNA, 192 nt
Organism: Racocetra fulgida
Lineage: Eukaryota; Fungi; Glomeromycota; Glomeromycetes; Diversisporales; Gigasporaceae
Source: the annotation of a GenBank genome assembly
UGGUAUCGAGGCAAUAGCCGUUACUGCAGCAGCCAUAUAUCUGAAAAAAUUGUAUAAUGCUAUUACCGAAGCACUUCGACCAGGAAAAGCAUCGAUUAAGUAUGUUGAUAUACAAUUAAAUAUUAUAAAUGCUCCAAAUCCAACUACAAUUGAACAAAAAAUUUUUUUUUUAAAAUUUAGAUCUACAAAAGA